Molecule: messenger RNA, 2551 nt
Organism: Thecamonas trahens ATCC 50062
Lineage: Eukaryota; Apusomonadida; Apusomonadidae
Exons: 1
Coding region: 37-1359 (440 amino acids)
Molecular function (GO): protein binding
Source: RefSeq, a predicted model, not a curated record
GGGGCACACAACACGUGACAGCACAGCGGACGACGCAUGGCGAAAGACGCGAGGAAAGGUGGGGUGGGGCUUGAGGACAUGGCUGCGGAGGUUGUUCACCGCGUUGCGUUUGGCGUGGGCGUCCUUGCUGCGGCUGAUGUGGUGGCCAUGGCAAGGACCUGCCGCCGGCUGCAUGCCAUGCUGCUGGGCUCGUCGUACUCGGCCAGCCGGGCGCAUGCGCUCGUCGGCUUUGAGCGAUGCGCCGAGGCCGGGAUGUGGCAAGGUGCGCGGCUGGCGCUGGAGCUCGAGCUGCGGAGCGAGGCUGAGGCUGAAGGCGACAUCCGGUGGCGGCCGCGGCCGCAUGCAUGGCUCGCUCCGGUCUUUGCGCCCGGCCUUGCCGGGUCGCCAGGCUGGGCCGAUGCGGUGCGGGCGAUGGCAAAGGCUCGGAUUGUAGCACCGGUGAAGGACGGUGCGCGGGUGCGGGUGCGGGUGUGGCCAGAAGAGCGGAUCGAAUGGGACUCGGUUCCGGACAUCGAUGACGAGUACGAGUUCGACGCAAACAACGAGGACGAAGACGACGAUGACGACGAUGACGACGACGACGACGGAAGCAGCAGCAGCUCUGUGCUCGACGGUGGAAGCAAGAUCCGAGAUGAGACGAUUAUCGAGUGGUGCGUGAGACGGAGGCUUGAUGCGAUGGCGGAAGAGCUGGUGGUGGCGCAUGCGGGAGAGCUGGCGCCACGGCGGAGGCUGGCGAUGCUGCGAGAGGCGGCUGGCGCUGGAAUGGCCGGUGUGGUGCGGGGCCUGGUGGCAGCCGGUCUUGUCGACGCCAGCGAGGAGAUGUCCCGGGUGCUGGUUGCGGCUGCCGGUUCCGGACAGGAAGAGGUUGUUGCUGCGCUCCUGACGGUCGAGGGCGUCGAUCCUGCGGCGCGCGGGCAGGGCGCGCUGCGAGCAGCGUGCGAGGCCGGACACGUCACUCUGGUCGAGCUGCUGCUUGCCGACCCACGGGUGGAUCCUAGCCACGAUUCGAGCGAAGCGUUUCUGACGGCGGCGGAUGAGGGACAUGCCGAGGUGGUGGCACUCCUGCUGUGCGACGGGCGCGUCGACGCCGGCAGUCGCGACAACCUCGCGCUGUGCCGGGCAGCCAAGGCCGGUCACACAGCAGUGGUGGAGCUGAUACUCGGCGCGCCCGGCGCCGAGCCUGGUGCCGUCGACAACUACCCGCUGCGAUGGGCGGCCAAGAACGGACACGCCGACAUUGUAGCGCUCCUGCUCGCGACCGGACUCGUGAAUCCGCGGGCACGGCGGAGCGAGGCGCUGAUUGGGGCGGAGGCGGCCGGGCAUGCGCGGGUGGUCGAGCUGCUGCGGGCGGCAAUGUGAAAGGCAGCGGCGCAACGGAGGUGUUUGUUCAAGAUCGUAUGAGCUGGCUCAGCGGCGCGAAGUGCCGCAGGCCGAGCAGACGUCGGCCAGGACAUCGUUGUGGAGGGUGCAAACGAGGCAGGCCCAGUGGCCGUGCGUGGCGGCUGCGAGGUCAGCGCCGUGAGGAACGGCGGGCCCACCGGCCUGGCGGCCGCGCGGAGUGGUGCCGUUGUUGGAUGGUGGCGGGACCAGUUCGAGGUUCUGGGCCCAUUCCGGUGUAGCGUACGGGUGGCCGGGAACCGGCUGGUCCGAGUAUCCAUAGGCUGCCGGCGGCGGCGCACUGCGCUGCGGAGGCAGGUCCGCAGCAGGCGGCGGCGCGCGCUGUGGCACAAGAUCGGUGUCAGGCUUGCGGCGGGCCUUGGCCUUGGCUUUGGACUUGGACUUGGGCUUGGACUUGGGCUUGGACUUGGACUUGGCGUCUGGCUUGGCGACCUCGGAGCGCGACGCGGCGCGCGACUUUGUACGGGCGCGGCGCUCAACCGAGUCGAUGGGCGGGCCACCCGGGUACUUGACCGAUGGGGUUGGAUGCGGAGUGAUGGUGUCGUACGCGUCGGCGUUGGAGGCCUUGUGUGUGGUCUUGUACAUGGGUGCCAUCUUCUUGCGGCAGAGCAAGUAGCGGAGCAGGAGGAGGACGACGGCGACAAUUGCGGUGAUGAGCGAGACAACAGCCGGGAACGUGAGGCCGCCCUUUGACGAGAUGACGACGAGGACCGAGAGACCGCACGUGCUGCUCGCGGUCUCGCACGCGUCCUUGGCAUCGCCCUUGAACACGUUGCCGCACUUGGGCAUCUGGAAGUCGUCUUGCACGUCGAGCACAAAGAUGAGGAUGGAGAGGAUGAGGCCGGCAAGGGCGGCGAGAUAGAUGACGCAUCGCGAAGCCUUCUUCCGCUUGGAGCCCGGCGGGAGCGGCUUGAUGGUGAUGGCCAUGAGCGAGACAAAGGAAAUGAGCAAGGUCACCAGCUUGGCGACAAUGACGUAGACCAGCAUGGAGACGGCCUGAUUGUAAGCAUUGCGCAGGGCGGUUUUUGAGCAGAGCUCCGGCCCAGCACACGGCAAAGCCCAGCUGAGCUGUGGGCAAGCAGCCUCGAGCGAGCGCAUGGCGUCCGAGCCGGCCGAUGCCACACACGUCGAGUUAAACGGCUGGCGGAGCAGA